CGGCCAUCUUGUGGGAGAAACCCCAGCGCCGCCUCUUCGCUCGCGUUCUCGCCUCCGCGGCCGCCGCCUCUUCCUCCGCCUCCUCCUUCGCCUCUUCCUGCCUCGUCCCGGCUUCCGCCGCCGCCGCGCCAGCCGAAUCCCAGCCCCGGGGCGAAGCGUCCUCUGGUUGAUUUGCGUGUUCUCACCCCUGCAGCCUCCAGACACGGUGAUCCGGGCGGGCCCCGCAGGAAUUCUGUCCCCUCCGCGGCCUCACACUAGUAUCGCAUGUCCACUAUCCAGAACCUCCAAUCUUUCGACCCCUUUGCUGAUGCAACUAAGGGCGACGACUUACUCCCGGCAGGGACCGAGGAUUACAUCCAUAUAAGGAUCCAGCAGCGGAACGGCAGGAAGACGCUGACCACUGUCCAGGGCAUCGCCGACGACUAUGACAAGAAGAAACUUGUGAAAGCCUUCAAAAAGAAAUUCGCCUGUAAUGGCACUGUGAUCGAGCAUCCUGAGUACGGAGAGGUCAUUCAGCUUCAAGGUGACCAGAGGAAGAACAUUUGCCAGUUUCUCUUGGAGGUCGGCAUCGUCAAGGAGGAGCAGCUGAAGGUUCAUGGCUUCUAACAUGACCCAAAUGCGCGGAGAAUUUCUUGAAUAAUUUUGUUCUCUAAACCCAGUUUGGCUGCCUUGUGCAAUGAUUCUCUGCAGUGAACGGACUUCUCACGUAUUUAAUCACUCAGACUCCCACCCACACCUGCAUGAUUACAGAAAACACGGGGUAUGGAGGCCGGUGACACACAAGAAGAUCGCAGUGAGAUGGUAACACAACCCCGUAGUCACCUUAACAUGUUUCCAAUGGAAAAUAUUUUGUUUUGAGUGUUUUGUUUGUUUAUUGUUCAGUUUCUCUGUCAUCUGAUUAAAUGCUUUUCUGUUGUAUUAAACCCUGUAUGUUGCAGCUUAACAAUAAAAAGACAUCCCUGAACCCUUC
Suricata suricatta (meerkat) is the source of this 970-nucleotide messenger RNA. RefSeq names its product eukaryotic translation initiation factor 1B (gene EIF1B). Bases 265 to 606 code for a protein of 113 amino acids. Gene Ontology annotation, biological process: translational initiation. The transcript has 4 exons. Gene Ontology annotation, cellular component: eukaryotic 43S preinitiation complex. The record is from RefSeq and is a predicted model, not a curated record. NCBI's taxonomy places the organism in Eukaryota, Metazoa, Chordata, Mammalia, Carnivora, Herpestidae. Gene Ontology annotation, molecular function: translation initiation factor activity; RNA binding; ribosomal small subunit binding.